UCCGAGCAUGCGCAGCGCGGACCCGCGUCAUGGCGGACGGCGGUCGUGAGGUUCAGGCUCGAGCGCUCUUGCAGCAGUGCCUGCACGCUCGCCUGCAAGUGCGCCCGGCCGAUGGAGACGCGGAGGCGCAGUGGGUGGAGAUUCGGAGAGGAUUGGUGAUCUAUGUGUGUUUCUUCAAGGGAGCUGACACAGAACUUCUUCCCAAAAUGGUCAAUACGCUGUUAAACGUGAAGUUAAGUGAAACGGAAACCGGCAAGCACGUCUCCAUCUUGGAUCUGCCUGGCGACAUUCUGAUCAUCCCCCAGGCCACCCUCGGGGGCAGGGUGAAAGGACGCAGUAUGCAAUACCACUCAAACUCUGGGAAGGAGGAGGGCUUAGAGCUGUACUCCCAGUUUGUGUGUCUGUGUGAAAAAGCCGUGGCCAACAACAGCAAGUGCCUGGAAGCGGGGGUUGCAGUGGCGCACGGCACGUACGGGAACAGGCAAGUGUUAAAGCUGGACACCAAUGGACCAUACACGCACCUCAUUGAGUUUUGAAAAAUUCCGUCCCACCCCGCUUCCUGUACAAAACGACCUGGUCUGUAGUUAGGUUUUUUGUUUCGUUUUGUAUUUGUUUUUGUUUUUGUUUUUGUUUUUUUUCUCCCUCCGUUCAUCUUGAAGACACAGAUCUGCAACAUAUUUAGGCAAGAAAAUCCUUGCUCCAACCUUGGCAUAGUGCCACAUUCCUUUAAUUCCAGGGCUCGGGAGGCAGAGGCAAGCAGAUUUCUGUGAGUCGGAGGUCAGCCUGGUCUAUAUGUCCUAGGACAGCCAGGACUACACAGAGAAACUCUGUCUCCUAAAACAAAAAGUUAAAUAUUUAUGCUGGGCAUAGUGGUGCAUGUGCCUUUAAUUCCAGCACGCCAGAGGCAGAGGCUGGAGGGUCUCUGUGAGUUCAAGGUCAGCCUGGACUUCAUUGUAAGUUCUGGGGUAGGCAGAGCUAUAUGUGAGACCUGUCUUGAAAAAACAAAAAACUAAUAAAUAUUAAAAAUUUAAGAUACUUUUUAGAGUGAAAAGUAAAUGACUGGAAUUAGACAUCUGAGGGAGCUGCUGGAGUCUUCCUGGUGUCCUAGACUUUCUUAGCCUGUGUUUUGAUGCUUUAGAUUCCUAUUGCUCGUACACCCCAAAGUCCACCCCCCCACUUUCAUAGCUUUUCUACUGUUCUAUUUUGAAACUUAAGAAUCGAUAACUUGAGCUCAUUGUCCUUAGCUUUUGUUUUAUUGAUUCACAAUACAGUUGUUGAAAUGUAAUAAACUAUUCAUAAGCUUAGAAACUCCAAUUUUUCCUAAAGCUUCUCCAAGGACAUGUGUAUGUCUUUCAAAAGAGAUUGCAUUACUUACUUUAAAUCAUUUUGAUUUUAUGCCUAGGUAAAAUGCUGACUCACAGCCCUAGAUAGAGUUCAAGUGAUUCUCCUUACAAAAAUUGCCUGAGAUACUUGUGGAGAAUAGCACUUCAAGUGCAGGCGAGGUUGUUAAUUAGAAAAAAUGGCAGACAGGGAAUAAACAAGAACAAGAGAGGACUUGGAGGAAGUGGCAUCAGUUAGCUGUCAGCGUGCACACUUUACCUUCACAGCACUGCAGAAAGAAAGACAUUUUCUGCAAGUCAUCCAAUACUCCAGAAUCGUCUCUGUCCUCUACCAUUUAUAGGAAGGCUUGUUGAAAUUAACCUUGAUGAAGGCUUUGCUUCUCUCCUUGAUAGCUAAUUGGUUCACUUACUAAAUUAGGCACAAGCAGAAUUACCCCUAACUUGGAUGCCUUCAGCCAGUUUUUCUAAGAUUUUUAGAAUGUUUCAAACAAUAUACUUCCUAGCUAUUUUUAA
Molecule: messenger RNA, 1853 nt
Organism: Rattus rattus (black rat)
Lineage: Eukaryota; Metazoa; Chordata; Mammalia; Rodentia; Muridae
Gene: Dtd2
Product: D-aminoacyl-tRNA deacylase 2
Exons: 3
Coding region: 30-536 (168 amino acids)
Biological process (GO): tRNA metabolic process
Cellular component (GO): cytoplasm
Molecular function (GO): D-tyrosyl-tRNA(Tyr) deacylase activity
Source: RefSeq, a predicted model, not a curated record